AUGUUAGUGCUGCGAACAGCGGCAGCCGCUGUUGCUGUCGCACUCGCCACAUUUACCGCCGCCUCGUCGACGACGCGCGACCCAUUACGGAGAAUAAACAUUGCGAAGAAUGCCGACAUCCUGACCCAGAAUCACCGCGUGACGGCUGUGUCGACGUUCGAUGUUGCCUUUGAUGUUGCUGGGCAGCGCAUCCGGCUCAGCCUCGAGCCAAACCACGACCUCUUUGUAGACGGAGGCCGGAUAUCAUAUCUCGCUGCGGACGGCAGCAUAGCGCGGCAGGACCCCAUUGACCGCCUGCAACACAAAGUCUUCAAGGGCACCGCGUCCGUGAAGAGGGGGAACCGCUGGGACAGUGUGGGAUGGGCGCGGAUAGGGAUACGGCGCGAUGGACUGCAGCCGCUGUUCGAGGGCCACUUCACCAUAUCGCACGACCACCACCACAUCAAGCUGUCGUCGCACUACAAGGCAAUGCGUCUGCCCGAGGACCCCGACGUCGACAUGCGCGACGACGAGUUCAUGGUUGUCUUCAGGGACUCCGACAUGGGCGUGUGGGAUGAGCACUCGGAGCUGAGGAAGCGCGAGGCUGGCCCGAAUGCUUCGAUGCGCGCCCGCGAUGAGGGCAGCUUCUUCUCGACACCCGUCUCCAACAUCUUUGGCAAGCGACAGCUCGACGGCCAGCCCGGAGGCAAUGGUGCCGGUGUCAACCUAGUGUCGAGCAUUGGCAGCACGGCUGGAUGCCCGAGCACCCGCAAGGUGGCACUCGUUGGAGUAGCAGCCGACUGCACCUACGUCCAGUCGUUCAGCAGGGACAAGAACCAGACGCAAACGAACAUCAUCAACCAGAUUAAUCAGGCAUCUGAACUUUUCGAAAGCACCUUCAACAUUUCUCUCGGCCUAGCCAACUUGGUUGUCACCGAGCCCGACUGCCCGACCACGCCACCGGAGGCCACACCAUGGAACCAGGCUUGCAGUAGCAGCGUCACCAUCCAGGACCGUCUCAACCAGUUCUCACAAUGGAGAGGCACGCAGCGUGACCAAUACUCCCACUGGACCCUUCUCAGCACAUGCAACACCGGUUCUGCUGUUGGCCUGGCAUGGCUCGGUCAGGCUUGUACCGAUGGCUCUCAGAGGAACGGAGGUGGCGGAGAGACUGUUGCUGGCGCCAACGUCGUCAUCCGCACCUCGACUGAGUGGCAAGUCAUCGCACACGAGACUGGGCACACUUAUGGCGCUGUGCACGAUUGCACGCAGGAUCAAUGUUCAAACCAGAACCUGGUCAGCUCGCAGCAAUGCUGCCCCCUCAGCGCCCAGACUUGCCCCGCUGGCGAGGGUUUCAUCAUGAACCCCUCGACUGCGCGGGGCAUCACGCGCUUUUCUGCAUGUUCCGUCGGAAACGUCUGCUCAGCAUUGGGACGCAACAGUGUCAAGUCAGGCUGCCUCACAAAUAACAGGGGCGUCACCAGUGUCACUGGUCAGACAUGUGGAAACGGUAUCGUCGAGGGCGACGAGCAGUGCGAUUGCGGUGGAUCAGCUGGAUGUGGCAACAACCAGUGCUGUGACCCUCAGACUUGCAGAUUCAAGAGCAACGCCGUCUGCGACGAUUCCAACGAGGACUGCUGCCGCGGCUGCCAAUUCGCAUCCGCCAACACAGUCUGCCGCCCCAGCGCUGGCGGUUGCGAUCCACAAGAGACUUGCAAUGGAACGAGCCCUUACUGUCCCGAGGACAAGACCAAGCCAAAUGGAGAGAGCUGUGGUGACGGAUUGCAGUGCGCUAGUGGCCAGUGUACAUCCCGUGACCAGCAGUGCAAGACUGUCAUGGGCAGUUAUACCCAAGGCAACGACACAUACGCUUGCGACAACAGCAAUUGUAUGCUCAGCUGCGGCAGCCCGGAGUUCGGCCGUGGUACAUGUUACGGUCUUCAGCAGAACUUCUUGGACGGUACUCCUUGCAGUGGCGGAGGUACCUGCCAGAACGGUCAAUGUGCCAACGGCUCCGUCGGCAAAGAAAUCAAAUCCUGGAUCGACCGCCACCUACCCCUCGUCAUCGGCCUCUCCGCCGGUAUCGGCGGCACCAUCCUCCUCUGCAUCCUCUGCUGCUGCUUCAGCUCCUACCGCCGCCGCUCCAAGCAAAGGAAGUACGCGAAGAAGUUCGCCGCCUCAGCUGCCGCCGCACCACCUCCGCCUCCUCGUCAAAGAAGCCAUCGCCAUAGAGGUCCUCCCGGGCCUAGGCCUGACGGUGCGCCGCCCAUGGCUCAGACAGGGCCGAGUCCAUCACAAGGCCAAUGGGGCCCUAAUCCUAAUCAUGGUCCACCGCCAAUGCAGAGUCCGCCGCCGCUGUAUCACAGCAAUUCCCUGCGGUAUGCAUAG
Parastagonospora nodorum SN15 is the source of this 2367-nucleotide messenger RNA. RefSeq lists its product as hypothetical. The transcript is spliced from 3 exons. The record is from RefSeq and is a predicted model, not a curated record. NCBI's taxonomy places the organism in Eukaryota, Fungi, Ascomycota, Dothideomycetes, Pleosporales, Phaeosphaeriaceae. Gene Ontology annotation, biological process: proteolysis. Gene Ontology annotation, molecular function: metalloendopeptidase activity. The coding region runs from base 1 to 2367 and encodes 788 amino acids.